Molecule: messenger RNA, 3048 nt
Organism: Diaporthe citri
Lineage: Eukaryota; Fungi; Ascomycota; Sordariomycetes; Diaporthales; Diaporthaceae
Exons: 3
Coding region: 1-3048 (1015 amino acids)
Biological process (GO): DNA repair; DNA replication
Cellular component (GO): nucleus; DNA replication factor C complex
Molecular function (GO): DNA clamp loader activity; ATP binding; ATP hydrolysis activity
Source: RefSeq, a predicted model, not a curated record
AUGUCCGACAUACGAAGCUUCUUCGCCCCUAGGGGAGGUGCUGCCCCGGCCAAACCUGCACCGAAGAAGGAGGAGCCUGUCAAGAAGGGCCGUGGGAGACCGCGUAAGGUCGUUGAUGACAGCGAAGAGGAUGAUGAACCCGUCGCACAACCGAGCAAGCCGGCAGCAAGGUCUACGCCAAGGAAGAAGAAAGCUACAGAGCCAGAGCCAGUCAAAGGAAAGGAGAUCUCUGCUGACGACUACUUCACCUCGUCCAAGUCGAACAACAAGAAAUCCGAGUCCACUCCGAAGAAACCUAGCGUGCCCGUGCGCCAGAGCCCCCGGAAGGCUGCCAACGCAGCAGCAGCAGCAACCAGCAAGGGCAAACCUGCUGCUAAGCCCAAGGCUGUCACGUCUCACGGGAAGGUCAAGUUGAACGACGACGAGGAUGCGUACAUGGAGGACGGCGAUGAGGACGCGGAUGACAUAUUCGCUGCCGAUGCGCGAAGUGGAAGCAAGAGGAAGAACGAGUACUUGGAAGAGGAGAGCGAGGAGGAAGUCCUGCCCAAGCCCAAGCGGGUUGCUUCCCGAGGGAAGCCCGUUAAGGCUGAGGAAUCCGAGGAUGACGACGAGGACUUCGCGCCAGCACCAAAGAAGCCUGCCAACAAUGGAAGGAAGCGCAAAUCGCCGGAUUCCGACGAUGAAGAUCUCGAAGAGGCUCCACGGAAGAAAGCUGCUGCGUCGAAACCUCGAGCCCCGAAGAAGAAGAAGGAGCCAGAGCAGGAGGAUGCCAGCUAUCAGGCAUUCAUUGAUUCCGUGCCUACGGUCAGGCCACCGACACCGCCUGCUAAGGACCCCGACGCGAAAUUCGACUGGAGAAAGGCAGCUGCUGGCGGAGGCAACUCGGGGCCUGCGCCGAUGGAGGGCACGGCUGAAAUACCGGAGGGAGAGGAAAAUUGCCUCACAGGAAUGACAUUCGUUUUCACGGGUCAGCUCAAGACUCUCGGCCGAGAGGACGGACAAGCACUAGUGAAACGCCUCGGUGGAAAAGUUACGGGUGCACCGAGCAGCAAGACCACCUUCGUGGUUCUAGGGGAUGAUGCAGGCCCCUCGAAGCUUCGGAAAAUCCAAGAGGUCGGAAUCAAGACAAUCGACGAAAACGGUUUGUUCGAACUGAUACGGAAAGCACCCGCAAAUGGCGGAUCGGCGAAGAACGCGGCGAAGGCCAAAGAGAAGCAAGAGGCCGAUGAGAAGAAAGUCAGGCAGGCUGCUGCGGAGCUGGAGAGGGAAGAAAAAGCCCGUCAGAUCGAGGCAGAGAAAGCGCGCAAGGCCGCUGCAGCACGUGGAGCGGCUGCUCCAACCCAGGCCAUCGCUGCCAACUCACAGCUAUGGACGAGCAAAUAUGCGCCCUCUCAGCUGAACCACAUUUGUGGAAACAAGAGCCAAGUCGAAAAGAUUCAGAACUGGCUGAAAGCCUGGCCCAAGAACCGCAAAUAUGACUUCAAGAAAUUUGGAGCCGAUGGCAUGGGUGGCUAUCGGGCAGUCAUUCUGAGCGGUCCUCCUGGUAUAGGCAAGACGACUUCGGCGCAUCUUGCAGCAAAGCUGGCGGGGUUCGAUGUAAUCGAGAGCAACGCCAGCGACACCCGAAGCAAGAAAAUGGUUGAGAACGGAGUCAGCGAGGUGAUGAACAACACCUCUCUCCUAGGCUUCUUCGCCGGUGAUGGAAAGAAGGUUGAGGAUGCCAAGAAGAAUAUCGUUUUGAUCAUGGACGAAGUUGACGGCAUGUCAGCUGGUGACCGAGGCGGUGUCGGAGCGUUGGCCAAGUUUUGCAAGAAAACAGAGAUACCACUCAUCUUGAUAUGCAACGAACGCAAACUGCCAAAGAUGAAACCCUUCGAUGGUGCAGCCUUCGACAUCCCAUUCCGACGUCCAACAGUGGAGCAGGUCCGAUCUCGCAUCAUGACCAUCUGCCAUCGAGAGGGUCUCAAGCUGCCGCUGCAGGUUGUCGAUGCUCUCAUUGAGGGAAGCAACAAGGACAUCAGGCAGAUCAUCAACAUGCUUUCAACGAUCAAGCUUGACCAAACAUCUAUGGACUUUGACCAAACCAAAUCGAUGUCCAAGGCGUGGGAGAAGCAUGUCGUCCUGAAGCCCUGGGACAUCUGCCAGAAACUGUUGGGUGGCAAUUUGUUCAACCCAGCAAGCAAGUCCACACUGAACGACAAGAUUGAGUUGUACUUCAACGACCACGAGUUCAGCUAUCUCAUGAUUCAGGAGAACUACCUCAAGGCGAAGCCAGCGGGUCUGAGCGGCAAGGGCUACAACAGCAGGGAGGCGAACAUGAAAUACCUUGAAAUGGCGGAUCAAGCGGCCGAGAGCAUCAGCGAUGUCCGUCCGGCGAGCUUCGUUGCUGGCCAAAUGAUUGGUACCGAGUUCACAAAGUGGCUCGGAAACAACAGCAAGCUAGGCAAACUCGGCCGCUACGUCCGAGAGAUUCAGGCACACAUGCGGCUCAAGUCUUCUGGGGAUGUGAGCGAGAUCCGCCAGCAGUAUCUGCCUGUGCUGUGGCAUCAGAUUGUCAAGCGCCUUGCUCUGGAGGGCAAGGAGUGUGUCCAGGAGGUCAUCGACCUCAUGGACAGCUACUACCUCACGAGAGAGGACUUCGAUGCCAUGCUUGAACUUGGUGUCGGUCCCCAAGACGAAAGCCUGGUGAAGAUCGAGACCCAGACGAAGGCAGCCUUCACGAGAACAUAUAACUCGAUGUCCCACGCUGUGCCAUUCAUGAAAGCCAGCAAUGUUACCGCACCGAAGAAGGCUGCAAAGGAUGUGCCUGACAUUGAAGACGCUAUCGAGGCAGAGGAUGAUGGGGCGGAGGUCGCCGAGCCGGUGGAGGAAGACGAUGACGAGAUAGAUCUCAAGAAGGACAAGUACAUCAAGCAACCCAAGGCCAAGCCCAAGCGAGCUGCCAAGAAGAAGGCUGCCGAUAACGAUGAAGAAGACGAUGGUGACGACAAGCCCGCGAAAGGCCGUGGAAAGGGCAAGGCAGCCACAAAAGGCAAGGGCAAAAAGUGA